Phragmites australis (common reed) is the source of this 2306-nucleotide messenger RNA. Its product is annotated as lysine-specific demethylase JMJ30-like. NCBI's taxonomy places the organism in Eukaryota, Viridiplantae, Streptophyta, Magnoliopsida, Poales, Poaceae. The transcript has 7 exons. The record is from RefSeq and is a predicted model, not a curated record. Gene Ontology annotation, molecular function: 2-oxoglutarate-dependent dioxygenase activity. Bases 136 to 1671 code for a protein of 511 amino acids.
GAACGAGCAGAGCAACAACGCUCAGUCGAGCACGGGCACGGGGCACACCUCACUCCGGUUCGGGUGCCCCAGAAAAUAUCUCCUCCUCGCCCUCCGCUUUUGCGCUUUUCCCUAGACCUCGCGCCCCUCCGAUCAAUGGCCACCGGCGGGGAGAAGCGAGCGGCGCUGCUGCGCCAGAUAACGGAGGAGGGCGGCUUCGCGUUCGUGGCCUCCGCGGAGAAGGCGGCCACGGGGGACCUCCAGGCGGCGGAGGCGGCGCGGGAGAUGGCGUGGGAGCAGCUGCACUCGGCGCCCCGGAGCGAGGUGGGUGCCGCGUGGCGGGACGCCUACGCGCUCGCCUGCCUCCACGUGGCGGGCAUCCGCGCCGCCGGCGGCGUCGACGACGACCGACUCGCCGCGCUACGGGCGCUCGACAUGGGGCUCAUCAUGGGCGGGGGGCUCCUCCGCGCGGAGCUCGAAGACACCAUCGCGCGGGUCGUUGCGAACCGCGGCGGCCGCGAUGGGGAGGGGGAAGCCGGCGGGGAUGUGGAGAGGUGGAAGGAAGGGCUCGCUGGGCACCGAGACCUUGCCGAUGUGCUCAAACUUCUGCCAGUGAAGUCCCUAUCUUGUAAGCAAAUUGAGAGACGAUCAUGCAUUUCUUUGGAGGCAUUUAUACGUGAUUACUUUUUAUAUGAGUCCCCUGUUAUACUCAGUGGCUGCAUUGAUCAUUGGCCUGCAAGGACAAAGUGGAAGGACAUAAAAUACCUAGAGAGCAUAGCUGGAGAUCGGACUGUUCCUGUUGAGGUUGGAAAACAUUAUGUGUGUACUGAGUGGAAACAGGAGUUUAUUACAUUUUCUCAAUUUCUUGAGAGGAUGUGGUCGAAUGAUUCUGCAAACUUGACAUAUCUAGCUCAGCAUCCAUUGUUUGACCAGAUAAAGGAGCUCCGUGAAGACAUAACAGUUCCUGAGUACUGUUAUGCAGGUGGUGGGGAACUCCAGUCGCUUAAUGCUUGGUUUGGCCCUCAUGGGACAGUAACCCCGUUGCAUCAUGACACACAUCACAACCUUUUUGCUCAGGUUUUGGGCAGGAAAUAUUUUAGACUCUAUCCUGCUUCCGUAUCUGGGGACUUGUACCCUCACACAGAAACCAUGAUAAGCAAUACUAGCCAGAUCUUGACAACAUUGAUGAAAAGGAGUUCCCAAGGGCAGGAGAUCUUGAAUUCAUGGACGGCAUAUUGGAGGAAGGAGACCUGCUUUACAUUCCACCAAAAUGGUGGCAUUACGUCUGAUCCGCCAUUUUGUUCAGCGGCAUGUCAUCAUCUACUCGUCGAAAGCGCCCAUGAUCGCGUGCAGCAGCAAGCGCCGAAGCCGACGCACGGGCGCAGACCCUGGUGUUGUCGCCGCCACCGCCUCGGAUGCAUGCAUGGUCCCUGCACCUCAUCGGCCUCAUCGGGUGCCGCCGGGUACAGGCCACAGCGACCUACUGGACCACGUCCGAUUCCGCGCCGCGUGCCCGCACAACACCGUCAGCCCGCGAGGCCGCGGCGUCGUGGACCCGCGCUUCCACCCGCGGCGAUGGAUGAUGCUACCGGAGGGCCACGGCAAGCUGCGCGGGUACGUCGGCUUCUUCAACCUCUCGAACGUGGCUUCCCUAUUCACGUUCCUAGUUCCCAGCUAGGUGGCGCGUUUUGAUUGGUUGCUAUUUGCUGGUGGGCCUGGCAAGGAAACGACGCUAGUUUCCGUUGCUUCUCCUUCCAUCUCGACGUCUCCACUGUUCCUCUGUUACUCCCGAUUCUCUCUCUGCAUCAUUGAGCAAUGGCAAAACGUGAAGGCCAGAUUCCAACCCUUGCCUCACAGCCUCCUCUGUGUAGCUGACCGGGAUCGCCGUGUUCCUCGGCUGACCUGGGUUGUGCCUCCGCUUGCGCCUUGGCUUCGACGCCGAGCUACUAGACUACUUCACCCGCCUUCACCGUUGAGCUUGCCAUCGGGAGCCGACCGUAGCCGCGGCAACAAGCACACUAAUCCACGUCCACGUCGUUGCUGCCGCAAUGUCGUCGAGGUCGUACGCGUGGGACGGCGCACUUUCGGCGGUGGUCGGUCCGCCGCAUUGGCGGUGCAUGCAAGGCGGGCAGGAGUGGCGAUGGCGAACUGGUCUGGGCUGCAAGGCCAUGUUCAGGCUCAGCGUGCCGAGGUCGGAAGCUAGUACAACGUUAGUGCAUUACAUGGUUUGUCGUCUUUGCAAGCCAUAGCGCAUUGUUCUUUGCUACUAUAUACUAAUGUGACUGAGGAAAUAUAGCGGUUGCAGCAACAUUUGUUGCAAGAAUGUA